UUUCCUUCCUCAUGAAGGCGCCGCGCCGGCGUGGGGGCAUCGAUCGCCGCGCCGGUGAUUCGGCGCACCGCCCUGCCCUGCCCGCCCAGCGGAUUCGGUGCGGCAGACGUACGCGGACAGCCGGACCCGGACGCGAUGUGAAGUGCGAACCCCAAAAAUAUUCCACUUGUCUUCCCCCCUCGUCGACCCACAGAACCUUCGACUCGUCGCCACUGGAGAAGUGGCUGGCUACCUCCGAUUCAGCACGUAAAGAAAGCAAACCGCCCGCAGUUCCGUUCCGCAAGACCAGAUCGCCCGCUUUUCUCCUCCGGUCCUCUCCUCCCUCCCCUCUCCCCUGAGCCCUGAUCGAAUCGAUCCACGGUGCCGGCGGACGCCUCGACCCCUCCAGUUCCAUCCAAUCCGCCAGUGAACAGAUGGCGUCGCAGUGGGCUGCUCCGCCGCCGGGCUACCCGGCCGGGCACGGGCAGGCGUACGGCGACCAGCAGCUGGCCACGCCGCCGCCUCAGGCAGCGACGGCCGUGGCCGUGACGGCGGCGAGCAACGGCGUGGGCAACCCCUACGUCGUCGUCACCCCCGCGUCUGCCGCACCGUCCACCUGCCAGACCGUCAGGAAGGCGCUGGGCCGCUACGGCAAGCUGCUCGAGGACGGAACCCGCAAGGCCGCCGACGCCACCGGCAACAUCUGGCACCACCUCCGGACGGCGCCGAACAUGGCGGACGCGGCGGUGGCGCGGCUGACGCAGGGGACCAAGGUGUACGCGGAGGGCGGCCACGACAGGGUGUUCUACCAGACGUUCGGCGCCAUGCCCGGGGAGCAGCUCCGCAAGGCCUACGCCUGCUACCUCUCCACCUCCUCGGGGCCCGUCAUCGGCACGCUCUACCUCUCCACGGCGCGCCUCGCCUUCUGCAGCGACAGCCCGCUCUGCUACCAGGGCCCUGCCGGCCAGCCGCACGAGUGCAUGUACUACAAGGUGGUGCUUCCUCUGAGCCAGGUGACAUCCGUGAACCCUUCUUCCAGCAUGCGCAACCGGGCAGAAAGGUACAUUCAGAUCAGGACCAUGGAUAACCACGAGUUCUGGUUCAUGGGGUUCGUGAACUACGACAAGGCCCUCAAGAAUCUCUACGAGGCCCUGCAGCACCGCGAUGUCAGCGCCCACCAGCGCUGCUGAUGCUGAUCAGGCUUGGGUUAGGUCCGACAGUCCUACUGCUACUUAUUUCGUCCAUGAUGAACUGUGAUACCUUUAUCUCAUCUGAUGUUCUUGAUGAAUAAGAGAACCACCG
Messenger RNA from Zea mays, 1281 nucleotides. RefSeq lists its product as uncharacterized. The record is from RefSeq and is marked validated. The coding region runs from base 414 to 1169 and encodes 251 amino acids. NCBI's taxonomy places the organism in Eukaryota, Viridiplantae, Streptophyta, Magnoliopsida, Poales, Poaceae. The transcript has 4 exons.